Messenger RNA from Pungitius pungitius (ninespine stickleback), 3031 nucleotides. It is a transcript of the gene lrch2, whose product is annotated as leucine-rich repeats and calponin homology (CH) domain containing 2. NCBI's taxonomy places the organism in Eukaryota, Metazoa, Chordata, Actinopteri, Perciformes, Gasterosteidae. The transcript has 21 exons. The coding region runs from base 19 to 2238 and encodes 739 amino acids. The record is from RefSeq and is a predicted model, not a curated record. Gene Ontology annotation, molecular function: protein binding.
UUUUUGUUUUCUACGAAAAUGGCGUCCAGUCAAGGAGGUGUGGGAUCUGUCACGUCUCUACAAAGCCACCACUACUCCAGCGGACCCCCCUGGAGCCCCGGCGUCAGCCAGUGCCAGCAGCAGCAGCAGCAGCAGCAGUACCACACGGCCCGCAGCCUGGACCGGGCUCUGGAGGAUGCCGGGUGCUCGGGGAUACUCAACCUGAGCGGCAGGAGGCUGAGGGAGUACCCGGGGCUGAGCUACGAUCUUACCGAUACCACACAAGCAGAUCUGUCCAAGAAUCGCCUCACAGAAAUCCCCCCAGAGGUGUGUCUGUUCGCCCCCCUGGAGUCGCUCAACCUCUACCACAACUGCAUCAAGUGCGUCCCGGAAGCCAUCAUCAAUCUGCAGAUGCUGACUUAUCUCGACAUCAGCCGAAACCUCCUGUCAGUUUUGCCAAAGUACUUGUUCAGCCUCCCACUCAAAGUUCUGCUGGUGAGCAACAACAAACUCGUGUCCAUCCCUGAGGAGAUCGGCAAGGCCAAAGAGCUGAUGGAACUGGACGUGAGCUGCAAUGAGAUCCAGGUGCUUCCAGCUCAGGUGGGGAGGCUUCAUGCCUUGCGAGAACUCAACAUCAGGAAGAAUUGUCUUCACAUGCUGCCUGAAGAGUUGGCUGACCUGCCCCUCAUCCAACUUGACUUCUCCUGUAAUAAGAUCACAGAGAUUCCUCCCGCUUACAGGAAACUCAGGCAGCUGCAGCACAUCAUCCUAGACAACAACCCUAUGCAGUCUCCACCAGCACAGAUCUGUCUCAAGGGCAAAGUGCACAUAUUCAAGUACCUGAACAUCCAGGCGUGUAGGACGGACAAGAAACCGGACACCCUGGACCUGCCCUCCCUCAGCAAACGCUGCCUUCCACAGCCGCUCACAGACAGCAUGGAGGAUUUUUAUCCCAAUAAGAACCACGGGCCCGACUCUGGAAUUGGAAGUGACAAUGGUGACAAGAGGCUGUCUGCGACUGAGCCGUCAGACGAUGACACGGUCAGCCUGCACUCUCAGCUUUCAGAGACGGCGCGCGCCGACGCGCUCUCUCUCCUCUCUAAAAUGGAUUCUUGCAAAGAUCAGGAUCUCUAUGACUUUAUAGACCCCAACCCGGAGGAGGAUCCUGCUCUGUCAGAGUGUGACGGGCAGCACGGCGCCCACGCGUCGUGUCUCAAGGAGCUGGAGAAAGUUCUUAACAUGUCUCACCAAAGCAAAGAUAAAGACGGUUGGAGAGAGGAAUCCGGCUCCGACAAGGAGCAGCUAGUUGAGGAAGAUGAUGAUGAGCUGAAGGAAGUGCUCGACCUGAGGAAGAUUGCGGUUCAGCUUUUGCAGCAGGAGCAGCAGAACAGGCGACGGUCCUUGAUCUGCAGGGCGGAGAGUCUCAUUCACCGCCGGAGAGUGACCGGCCGCGCCCACAGAUUCCUGAGUCACUCCGGCAGCUCAGGCAGCAAACCGAGGCCUCCUCCUCAGGCAGCUCGCAGUGCCUCUCUGGACGAAGGAAGUAGUGGGGCAUCAGCGCUGAGUGGACAGCCUUCUUCCUCCUGCUCGUUCGACGGUGCCCUGAAGUCGGAUCCGUCGGAUUCGGAUCCAAAGUGGCCCGAGAUCCCACCGGUCCUCAAUCAGAAUGAAGAUCGCAGGAGGAACAAGUACCUGAGAAAAGAUUAUCUGAAGUACAAGUGUCAGAGUGCACGGAAAAACUCCAGCGGGAACGAAGACAGUGAGGAGGGUUCGCGCGGCGCUGAUUUCAGCACCACGCUGACUGUGUUUGGACUGAAGCCAAGAUCAGCCUUCACCAAAGGAAGCCGUCAGGACUUCAGCUCGACGGACCCCAGCUUCACCAUGAGGAGGAAGAUGGAGCACUUGAGAGAGGAAAUCGAACAGAUAGGACUCCUGCGGCAGAACAUUGAAUCCAGGCUGAAGGUGCUGCUCCCAGAAGACGUUGGAGCUGCUCUGAUGGACGGCGUGGUCCUCUGCCAUUUGGCCAAUCACAUUUGUCCCCGGUCCGUGGCCAGCAUCCACGUGCCGUCUCCCGCCGUGCCUAAGCUGAGCAUGGCCAAAUGUCGUAGGAACGUGGAGAACUUCUUGGAUGCCUGUAAGAAGCUGGGUGUAACUCAGGACAAGCUGUGUCUGCCCCAUCACAUCCUGGAGGAGCGCGGCCUGGUGAAGGUGAGCGCCACCGUCCAGGCUCUGCUGGACCUGUCGCCGUCAGCUGUCUGAGGCGUCCAACCUGCCGCCAUCCAGCCCGCCCUCCGGGGGAGGAGGGGGGGGACCCAGUGGCUUGUGGGUCUUCGGGGGUCCUCUGCCUGACUGAAGAAGGAGACCCGAGGGAUCAAAAAAAACACCCGAGUCUCUUUAUAUGAUGUCGGCCGCCUCUGCACCUCCACGGCGUAACCUCUCCCACACGCACCAGUCUCUGUUUUGGUUUCUUUUUUGUAUUUUGAGGUCCGGUCAUCUGGGGCAUCUGCUGUUCAGCACUUGAUUCAUGAGAUAUGUUUGACUGCAGCGAUAUCAUCUCUCUUUCUUUUUGAGGCAGAAGCGUCACGUCUGAAGGCUCAAACUCUGGUGUCGUUGCGCAACAUUUAAAACACUGUACAAAGCGCUGCAAGCCUGCAUGCCACGACCUCUGACCACUGUGAGAACACGUGCCGGGGUUCCUUUACAUUGUACAUGCAAAAAAAAAAAAAAAUGAUUCUGUGAAACUUUUUCUAAAGCUUUUAUACAUUCUUCCCGGUGCCAAUCAUCUGUUGCUGUUUGAGCAUGUUAGAAUAAAGCAGCAACAUCUCGUGAAACAUGUUCAUGCUGAAUGUGUGAGUGGAACAUUCACUCCCUGGCACGCUCUUCUCUCACUGCGAGGUCUCUGUUGCGGUUAAUUAUUUCAGGGAAAUGUAUUUAUUCAUUUUGUUUAAUAUUGACGUGUUUGCUGCGUUGUUGGGUCUUUAAUCCCGACUGCCAGGUCAGGUGUGGCGCAUCUGAACUUUUACCACCCAUGUGCAGUUUACUUCUUUCCCUG